Tilletiaria anomala UBC 951 is the source of this 2130-nucleotide messenger RNA. RefSeq lists its product as uncharacterized. The transcript has 5 exons. Bases 281 to 2059 code for a protein of 592 amino acids. NCBI's taxonomy places the organism in Eukaryota, Fungi, Basidiomycota, Exobasidiomycetes, Georgefischeriales, Tilletiariaceae. Gene Ontology annotation, cellular component: membrane. The record is from RefSeq and is a predicted model, not a curated record.
AGCAUGCCAAUUGGCAACGGCUCUGUUGACUCAGCCAGAUCGAACGGGCUGCGCUUGGUAUGGAAGAGCGUGGGAGUAAGUCGUCGGAUUAAAUGCCCACGAUCAUCCAUUGACGGAUCGGUUGCAGGAUUCUGUUGAGCGCUGAUCGGUGCAGAGUGGACCGCCUCAUUCCCGCGCCGACAGGAGCAAGCGCACAGCUCAACGCCACGGCAGCUUCAGCUUCAGAGUGCCAUGCGGUAGCACGCUGUGGAUUUCAUGGUCCCAGACAUCCCGAAACACCAUGGUAUUCCUCCUCUUAGACAGCUUUAUCAUUCUCGCAGCCCGCCUGGGACUGUUCAUCGGCUGCAAGACCAUCGCGCUUCCCCUGUUGUACGGGCAGGCGCGUUAUGCUGCACUCGAAAGCAGCAGCAGCGGCUCUGCAGCUCUGCUGACGUCUAACCUGGCCACGGAUACCGAUACAUCUGAUGGAGGACAAUCAGGUAAUGGCUUGCCUACACCAGCGACAUCAAGCGCCACACGCGGCUCGCUGCCAUCAUCUGCCGCGGGCACAGCAUGGCGCACCGUCGCGUCACGCCGCGAAAGACAAUCGCUCAUCGCGAAACUUGCUUCCCAAUCAUCCCUCGUAGCCCUACUCUUCAGCCUCGCGCUCGAAGAAGUGACGAUCCUCUUUGUGCUCGUCCUCCUCGAUGCUACAGGCUACAGCAGACGCCUGCUCUGGGCUAAUUGGAAUGCGUCGCUGCUCACUACCAUCGCAUGCGUGGUUGUGCUGCUUCCGCUCGGGGCAUGCCUGCUCAUCACGACACAAGGUCGUAGUUCCUCACUGCCACGCAGACUACUCUUGUCCAUCGUACCCUACACGCUCUGGCUGCUCCUCUUCCUCAAGGUCCCACUUCCUGCACGACAGGCAGCCGAAAAAGUGCAAGAUGGUCUCUUUGCCUGGCUAUUAUCAUCUGCCCUUCUCCGUACAGCCGUGCUCGGCGUGACGCUCGUCGCGCUGCUUUCCGGCAGCGCAGCGAUGGCAGCCGCAUGGGAUGCAUGGGCCGAUCUGCAGCUCUUCCGCGCCUCGUCCUCUUCUAACUCCCGCAAUGGGGGCCGUCGAGUGCAUUCGAGAAGGAUGCUGGUGACGUCGCAGGAUGUGGAGAAUGCGCAGGCGAGCUUCAAGCGGAUGCUAGGCGACCUGGAGGAGAAGCGCGUCAUGGUCGAACAUCUCGAGGCAGAGGAAGUUGCACAACGCUCUUCAUCGACAUCCGCUGCCACCUCUUCGUCCCUUUUGGGAAGGAUGAAUCCGUGGGGAGCCGGCAACAUCAGAGUGAAGGAGAUCAAAAUCCUGCGCGCAGAGAUUUGGGCGCUGGAAAAGCUUGCCCAAAGUAUGCGCGAUGAUCUGGACGCGCUGCGAAAGCGCGAGAGACGCGUACAGUGGAGCAAGACAUGGAAAGGUCGACUGAUGAUCGGGAUUGGCUGGGGGUUUGCGGGAUACUGUGUGUUUCGAAUCGCCUUGUCUCUCCUCUCACUUCUCACUCUCGGCUACCGCGACUCCACCCCGCCCGACUUCAUCUCGUAUGCGCUCGCAUCUCUACUCCAUCUUUUUGACAUCCACGCGGACAUUUCCGUCUGGGCACGUCAGAUCUCGCUGCUGUUCAUCGGCGUACUGAUCGCCAUGCGCAUGCGUGCUGUAUUGGGAUAUCUCAGUUCGGCAUUCAAAGCUGCCUCUUCAGGUACGAGCUCAAGCUUCCUCGUCCUGUUCUUGGCGGAAAUCACCGUUAUGUAUCUUCUCGCGACGCUCAUUCAGCUACGGACGUCUGUGCCACCGGUUCAACAAUCGCCUUCAGCUUCGCAUGUAGCACCGCCUCCGCUCACAAGAGAUGACACCGCCGGUGCCAGCGGGGAGCAGGGCCUUGACGCACCGCUGCUAUCCUCUCUGCCUUCAUUUCAAGUUGUCUUUGGGAGCCUGUUCGACUCGGCCUUUCUAUUAUCGGCAGCUGCGACGGGCGUCGUCAAGUGGCUGUCAUAUUCAAAUGAAUUUGAAAGUAGUGGCACGUUGCUCGACGACCGGGAUUGAUGCGUUAGAUGCAACAGUGGAAAGUUGUAUGCUUCAAAUUUAUAAUGAUAUUUCAUGCUGGAGACGCUGCA